AUGAAGACACAGCAAGCUGAUGCCGCAGAACCCUCGACUCGAAACGCAGACGCGACAAAGGAUGCGGCGACUACAGAACGAUAUGGCGGAGAAAACCCGAGCGACGUGGCUCCGACGAACGCGAACGACCAGUCUGCCUCACCCAAAGCCCGCCGCCGCUCCUCCAUCUUCAGCAAGAAGACGAAUGGCAACAAGGAAGAGAGAAAACAAUCACUAUCAGACUCAGGCCCCUACAUAUUCGCUUUCGAUCCACGGGUCGGCAAGACAGUGCUCCAGAAGAAUCCACACUGGCCGUAUGAAGACAGUUGGAAGCGGGAGGAGGACAAAGCAACAAGUCAGCAUUAUCAACCAUGGAGAUGUGACGAAAAACGAUGUGACUGA
Recurvomyces mirabilis is the source of this 381-nucleotide messenger RNA. RefSeq lists its product as uncharacterized. The record is from RefSeq and is a predicted model, not a curated record. The transcript has a single exon. Bases 1 to 381 code for a protein of 126 amino acids. Lineage: Eukaryota; Fungi; Ascomycota; Dothideomycetes; Mycosphaerellales; Teratosphaeriaceae.